ACAUCAUCGGCUCCAGCAUCUUCCACCAACAGCAUCAUGAAGACUCUCUGCCUGUCCGUAGGAAUGAUACUGAUCAUGGCCUGCUGCUGCGACGCCAUACCUAUGGCAGUACAGUUCAACACAGGUCCAAUAACCUGUUGUGACCAAUUCAGCAACAUGAGAGUGCCACAAAAUAGGAUUGUGGACAUAAUAAAAACCCACAGCUCCUGCUUGAAAAGAGGAUUCAUAGUAGAGACUAAGAAGGGACGAUUAAUCUGCUUCGGACAGACCACUGCAUGGGUUGAGAAGGCUUACAAUCAAAUGACCAACUCUGAAGGCAGCGGCCUGCAACAGUGAACGUCCUGAACUGUAUUUAUGUGCAGUACAUUAUGGAAAUGCCUGUUGUUUUUGGAAUGAAUAAGCUUUAAUCAGUUUUGUAUGUAA
This is a messenger RNA of Poeciliopsis prolifica (blackstripe livebearer), 423 nucleotides long. Its product is annotated as C-C motif chemokine 3-like. The record is from RefSeq and is a predicted model, not a curated record. Gene Ontology annotation, cellular component: extracellular region. Gene Ontology annotation, molecular function: chemokine activity; CCR chemokine receptor binding. Bases 37 to 336 code for a protein of 99 amino acids. The transcript is spliced from 3 exons. Gene Ontology annotation, biological process: inflammatory response; immune response; G protein-coupled receptor signaling pathway. Lineage: Eukaryota; Metazoa; Chordata; Actinopteri; Cyprinodontiformes; Poeciliidae.